AUGAAUGAAUAUGAUCAAGGGAAGAGAUUUCCCUAUCCUUAUCAAGAUGGUGGCAAUGCCAAUCAUGAAAGUAAUAAAUUUUACAAAAUUACCAGUAUACAAUGUCAUGAUGAAACUUUUCGAUCCGAUCCUUUUGAUGAGUUUGGACCACAUACAAGGAAAUUUGUUCAUCCACUAGUAGAGAAUUGUAUUGAAAUUAAAGUACCACUCCCAAUGAGUGAAAAGUUAAUUCCAUCAGCUUGUUACUAUUCAAUCUAUGAAGAGGUGGAUGUUUUUUCAAAGGUAGUGAUGGCUCCGAAACGAUCAAAGUGGGAAUCAGCAUCAAUUCGACCUCCUAUUACGUAUUUCCUACAGGAGGAUCGAUUUAUUGAUGAUGAAUAUGUGGUUCAGGUCCACACAUUUAAUGGAUUUUCGACUCUCUUUACAUCGUAUGGAAGGUUUGCUUUUGAAAUGGAUAGUAAUCAUAAUAUUUAUUUUGUCGAUUAUUUGGAUGAGGAAAAGAGUGAAAAAUUCAGGGUACAGCAAUUUGUACAGGUAUUUGCUGGAUUUAAAUUAUUCUAUUGUAUUUCUAAUAAUUAUUUGUAUAGUAUUGAAAGAAUACAGCAUGAAAUUGUUAUAAACAAAUCACCUGUUAAGGAGAAAGUUUCAAAGUUAUUAGCAUUGGACUCGGGUAUUAUAUUUAUUCAGACACUUGCAGGAGAUUGGAUAUUUCAAAACAAAGUUCCAGAAACACCAUUCUCAUUUCUCAAGUCAAAACAGGACUUCUCAAAAUUGGAUAUUCAUUUAUUGUUAGGAUUAAAACCUAAAACUCAGAAGAAAAAGUCACUAUUUAACGAUAAUCAAUUACCUCAAUGCAUUGAGAUUGUUGGAAAUGGAAUUAAUUUUAUUGGAUUUUUACUUCAAGACUACUCACUUUAUAUUUCGCCUCUACUAUUUGAGAAAUCAAAAAAGAAGAUAUGA
Naegleria gruberi is the source of this 960-nucleotide messenger RNA. RefSeq lists its product as uncharacterized. The coding region runs from base 1 to 960 and encodes 319 amino acids. The record is from RefSeq and is a predicted model, not a curated record. The transcript has a single exon. Lineage: Eukaryota; Heterolobosea; Eutetramitea; Acrasida; Naegleriidae.